AUGGUUGAACAAUCGGAAGAAGAAAAAGUGAAUAAUUCAUCGUCUUAUAUAUCUGGUAUGUGGUUUUCAGAAUCAUGUACUGUACCAAAGGAUAUUAUUGAAUUUGAUUAUUCUUUUGGAUACAAUUGUAAAAAACUAUUCAAUUUAUGUUUAAUUACGGAUAAUGUAUUAGUUUUUUCGUCUGGAAAUUAUAUUCAUUACUAUCACAUAGCAACUAAAGAAUUGAAAUAUAGAAGAAGUGCUAGCGGUGGUGGAAUUGGUUUCAUUUUAAAAAAUCCAAAUCCAAAAUUAAAUUAUUUAACAAUUUGUGAAAAUGGAAACAAUCCAUUAAUAAUUAUAUACAAUUAUCCGAGUAAUGAUAUUAUUGCAACAUUAGAAGGCGGAGCAGAUAGUUCAUAUACAUGUGCAAAAUAUAGACCUGAUGGUGAAUUGCUUGCAACACAAUCUGGUGAACCAGAUUAUAUGAUUACAAUAUGGAAUUGGAAAGAAAGUAAAAUUAUUUUAAGAUGUCAAUCAUAUCAGAAUGAUGUUUUAAAUGUCUUAUUCUCACCAUAUAAUUCAAUAUUAUUAACAACAUGCGGAUUGGGGCAUAUAAAAUUUUGGAAAAUGGCAAAAACUUUUACUGGUCUUAAAUUACAAGGUGAUCCUGGUAGAUUUGGUAAAACUGAAAUAACUGAUAUCUAUACAAUUUAUAUGUUACCCGAUGAAAAAGUUAUAUCUAGUUGUGAAUGGGGAAAUCUCUUAUUAUGGGAUGCUGGUCUCAUUAAAUUGGAAGUUUGUCGAAAAAAUCGAAAACCUUGUCAUAAUGGACCAAUUACAUUUUUGAAUAUGGAUAAUGGUGAAUUAAUGACUGCAUCAUUAGAUGGUUACGUUCGUGUUUGGUUUUGGGAAACUGUUGAAUUAUCAAAUCCACCAGAUGAUGAUCGUUUCGUUGAAAUCGAACCAAUUUAUGAAUUCAGAAUUGGUGAUGAUAAUCGUUUAUGUGAAAUAAGAGAUUUAAUUAAAAUAAAAAUUUAUGAUCCUCAAGAUUGUAGCUAUUAUGUUCAGGAUGGUAAGGGUGGUAUAUGGAUUUGUUGGUUAGAUAAAAAUAAUAUACCUGAAACACCCCGCCUCAUUUAUUCAUGUCAUGGGGGCGAAAUUAUGUCGGCUGACACAAGUCCUAUAUCUCCACAUAUCACUACGAUAGGUGCUGAAGGAAGAUUGCAUUUUUAUAACUAUGAAAAAAAAGAACUACAAUUCACCAAACAAUUUACUUAUCCUGGAAGUGAUUUAGUAUGGUUGCCAACAGUGCUGGACUCAAGUGGUUGCGUUAUUAUUGUCGGUUUCGAAGAUGGUAUUAUUCGAGAAUUUGUAAUAGAAUUUGAUUCAAAUUUAACAACGGUAAAAAAUAUUCAUUUAAUUGAUGUUAUCAAACCGCAUAAUAAAGCAAUCACUAAAAUUACUACAAAUUUAAAAAAAGGAAUUUUGAUAUCUGGGGCAAAAGAUUAUACAAUUUUUGUUCAUGCAAUUAUAAAAGAUGGAGAAAGUUAUGUUAAAUUAUUACCAAUAGGUUUUGUGAAAUUAACUUCGGUUCCGACAGCUUUCAAUUGGGAUGACGUUGAUAAAAAGUUAUUAAUUGGGACUAAUUCUGGAGAAAUUUUUGAAACAGAUUUGCCUAAUGAACCUGGUGAUACGGAAAUUACAUACGCUUUAUUUGAUAUUCGAAUAAAAAAAGCAACAUUUAAAUCUGUAAAAAGUAAAAUUCGGCGGGAUAUUCGCUUAAGAGAAAAGGAAAAGAAAAAAGCAGCCAAAAGGCAGAAAAAAGUAGAUGAGCUGAUGAAGUCAAAGGAAUUAAGUCCAGGAAUGGAAACCGACUUAAAUAUAAUUAGCGGUAGGGAGGAUUCUGAGGAGGAAGAAGAAGAACCUCCACUUUAUUAUCCGCCAAAACCAAAUUCUAUAUUUUGGUUAAAGUACACUCCAACAGAAACGGUAUGGAUCUCAGUAGCUGGAUAUGAUGCUGGUUAUAUAUAUGAAAUUGACUUUGACAAAGAUGAACCUGAAAAGAGUACAAUGGUAGUUGAUGGAGAUGAUACUGAAAUUUAUUGUUGUGAAUUAAUUGAUGAAUAUUCAGUUUUUGCCACACAGAAUGGUUUAUUACGUAUAAAUUCAAUUAAACCAAACAAUUUUCUUGAUUUAACUGACUAUUGUUUGCUAGGAGUACAUGAUAACAAAAUCGCACGUGUUUCAAAAAUAUGUAAAAGUUGGGAUGGAAAAAAAAUAUUUACUUGUGGAUAUGAUGGAAAUAUAUUCUCAUUUCAAUGGAAUGGCUCAGUAAUGCAUGAAUCCCUAACAUCAAAAACCGAUUAUAUUCCGCCAAAUGUUGUUAAAGAUAUUGAGGAUAUUAAUUAUCCUUCAUUAGAAGAGCAAAAAAUUAAAGCAGAAGAAGACAAAAAAAUGAAAAUAAGAAAUGAUCGUAAAGAAAAAAUGUUAGGUGUUGCAGCUAUUUAUCGAUUUCAAUUUAAAGAUGUUAUAAGAAGAAAUAAAAUGAUUGCUCCAUCUCAACAGUAUAAAGACGAGGAAUUAGAUUUAGAUGAAAGAAUAACCAAUAAUUUAAAAUCAACUCGUAAAAAAAAGGUAAUGGAUUAUUUUAUAACUCCUUUGGAACAUAUGCCAUUUGAAAUUCAAGGAAUAGGAAAUGAAUUGAAAUUUUUAAGGAGUGAAACAGUUGUGAAAUCAUUUCGAAUUAAAAAAUUGAGUCCCGAAAUUGAAGAUAUUAAGAAAGAGAUUGAUAAAAGAUUAUUACUAUUAGGAGACAGCACAAGUGCUAUGGAUUUAUAUGAGACAGAAAAAAGUUUUGACAUUAGUAUGCCAGAUCCACCAGAAGAAACAUUUUUUUUAGGUUUAAAUCCUGAUGAUAUAAUACCAAAAUUUCCACCAAAAAUGUUGCGUUUAUUGGAACGUUAUAGAGAAAGGAAACAGCAUCAAAUGUUGCGUUAUGUAGAUUGGGAGAAAAUGAAUCAUAAAAAACCGAAUCCAAAUAAAAAUCAUAUUGAUGAUAUUAAAUCUAUUGCAGAAGCUGAACGUUCAAUUGGUGAUUACAAAUUGAAAACUGAUCCGGAAUAUGAACCUAAAUCUUAUGAUAAUGUUCUAAAUAAAUAUAAAGAGUUAUUAAGAGCAAGAGAGAUGUUAUACAAAAAUAAAAAAGAAUUCAACAAAAAAUUAUAUGAAUUGAGAAAACGUAAGAAUAAACUUUAUAAAUUAAUUAAAAGUAAGACCGAAGAAAUUAAAUUAAUUCAUAUGUAUAUACCGGAGAAAAAGAAAAGAAAUCUUCCAAAAAUAAAUGAUAUUGAUUUUACAAAAGAAUAUCCAGGAGAUAGUUUAAUUGAGCAUGUGAAACCUGGUACAGGGAUUGAAAUUUCAGAUUUAUUUAAAGAUGAAAAAAUUUCAAGUAGCUUAAUUAAUACCUCGUCAUUAAUUGAUUUAACUUUAUUGAAAGAAACAAUGACUGAAGAAGAUCAAACGGAAAAUUUUCGUCGUAUAGUUAUUGAUAUUAGUGAAGUAAAGUCCAUAUCAAAAAUUGAUUCAAUAAUGAACGAUUCUCCAACAUGUUUGGAGUUUUCAGAUAUAAUAAAAUAUAGUUCAACAAGUGAUACUCCAUGGGAGUUAGAGAUGAAGUAUCAAAUGGUAAUAAAUAAAAUAAUUGAACAAGAUGAAAUUAUAUCGGAAGUCACAUAUAAAAUCAAAGAAUUCGAUGAUAACUUAUUAGAAUUGGGUGAAAGUAAAUUACAAAUUGAAGUUGAUUCAAAAUUUUUAGAGAUAUACUUAAUAACUUUAAACGAAGAACUAGUUAUUUUAAAAGAUUGUGAAAAACUUGAAAAUGAACUAUCAUCAAAAGCGCUUAAAGCUAUGAGCGAAAGGAAUACUUUGAAAACUUAUAUCGAUGGAUUAGCUAAAAAUAUUGAUAGCAUUAAGAAACAAUACGACAAGAUGAAUGACCAGAUAAGACAAAUUUCUAACAAUUUUAUGGGACUUAUUAAGGGAAAUAAAUUUUGUGAUUUUUUAAGAAGAAUAUUUAAAAAGAAAUGUCGGUCUCGUAAAAAGGCGGUUACUAACAAUAAUGAAUCUCAAUCAGAUUCUUCUUCAGAAUCAUCAAUAGAGGAACGAAAUGAUGAAAGUUUAUCUUCUUUUGAUAUAAUACCAACACGGCUAGAUGAGAAUGUUUGUCCACCAGGUUGUGAUAGAAAACUUUACGAUUUGGCAUUUAAAUUGCGAAAUGAGAGACAUGAUCUUGAAGAAGCUAUACAUGUUCAAUCGAAAUUAAGGGAUGAAAAACAAAAGGAAUUAAACGAUCGAAGAACAGCAUUAACAAUAUCUGAAUCAGUUUUCGCAAAAGAAAGAAAAAAAUUAACGGAUUUUCGACGUCAAAAGCAGGCAUUAUUAAAUAAAAUAUCAACAGUUGUUAUAGUCCAAAUGGAUCAACUCCAAUAUUUAAAAGAAAAAGAAAAUAUUAAUAACAUACCAAAAACUUUACUAUUUAGUUCUGAUAAUGUUUUUCAAUUAUAUUCAAGAGUUGGCCAAUUAGAUCUUGAAACCUUAGAAACCAAAAGAAUUCAUCGUAUUAAUAUUAUACACCUAACAAGAAUGACUACAGACUGUAAAUACAUGAAUCGCCAAAUACAUUUACUUCAAGAAAAAAUUCAACAGGCCAUGUUUCGUAAAUUUGGUUGCCAACUAGAUGUUAAUCAAUUAGAAGAAGAAACAUUAAGAAGAUUUAUAUUUCAAUUACAAACAACAUUAGAUGAAGAACGAAAAGUUAUUAUGGGACACGUAGAAGAAAAAAAAAAACAAUUGAUUGAACUGGAAAAAACUUUGAAUAGAGAAAUUCAAUUAGGAGCCGAAAAAUAUAACAUUUUGACUAUCUUGCAAGAAGAAAAAAAUAUUUUAAGAGAGGUUUUAAUUUUACAAAAUAAAAAUUUUGAAAAGCAAACCAUAAGAACUUCACCUGAUUUUCGGCAAGAUUUACAAAAAUUGAAAGAUGUUGAAAGACAUCAAAAAAAUAGAAUCGAAAGUUUAGAAAAGGAAAUUAGAUCCUUACGAUUUAAGACAAGACCUCUUCAAGUUCAUCCUAAAGAUGGUGAAGAACCUUUACAACCAGAUAGUACAGUUGAAAUUUUACCACCAGAUGAUUUAUUAAAUGAUGAUGAACGAUUGUUCAAAAAUAUCGAAUCUAUAAUGCCGACAACUCAUCUGUAUGGACCUGAUGUUUUUACUAUUGAUAAAAUUAAACGAAUCGUACACACAUUUAUGAUACGAAAUUUUAGCAAACAAAUUAUGCCAGAAGAUUCAAUGAGAAAAUAUAUUGAAAAAAUUUCAAAAUUUCUUGGAUAUGUUGCAAAAAAUUUUGAAUGUGAUGACAUGGAAAAGGUUAUGGAAUGUAUUGUUGAACAAUUUCAAAAUAUUGUACCAAAAAAGUAUCUUUUACAUGUUCAGCCACAGCAAAUUAAAGAUCUCUUUAAUGAAGUUGUUAGCGUGUUUCGCUAUGAAAAAAUUGAAAUUAACGUUGAAGAAGUUAUUGUUGGAAUUGUAAGUAAUUCGAUGCAAAUUGUUCAGCACAGUAGACCAAAACCAUCUAAUUUUACCCAAGCAUGGCUUGUCGAAAUUUUUAAGGAGAUGAUUGAAGUUCUAACAGUUGGAGAUCUUAAAAGAUCUCAAACAGUAAAUAAAUUAAGCGAAUUACUUUUAAAUUAUUCAACAUUCAUACCAAAAUCUAUCGAUUUGCAUAAUUUAGUGAACGAUGUUUUGGAGUAUGCCAGAUCCAGUUUAUUAGAUGAAUUCACUCAACAUCCUAUAAAAGAAUUUGCAGAAUUAUUAUAUAGGAAAUUAAAUAAUCCAAUAAAAUCUGAAAAAUCGUAGAUUAUUUAUAGUUUUAUUAGAUAUUUUUUAUAUAAAAAUGAACAUAUUUUUAAAUA
Molecule: messenger RNA, 5948 nt
Organism: Condylostylus longicornis
Lineage: Eukaryota; Metazoa; Arthropoda; Insecta; Diptera; Dolichopodidae
Product: cilia- and flagella-associated protein 44
Exons: 14
Coding region: 1-5892 (1963 amino acids)
Molecular function (GO): protein binding
Source: RefSeq, a predicted model, not a curated record